Striga asiatica is the source of this 618-nucleotide messenger RNA. NCBI's taxonomy places the organism in Eukaryota, Viridiplantae, Streptophyta, Magnoliopsida, Lamiales, Orobanchaceae. The record is from the annotation of a GenBank genome assembly.
AUGCUAAGAGGACUCGCAAAGGCUGCGCGAGGGAGCAACACGCGAGGCGUAGGCACGCGGCACGCGGCACGCGGGAGUUGCGUGACCACGUGCGCGGGAACAGAAAGCGCGAGACAAGGUCGCGACAAUGACGCGACGAGAGGUUCGCGGUGGGAGGCUCACAAGCGGCGCAAGCGUAAGAAUGGAGGAUGGCGCGAAGAACCUGAUCGGCGGCGCCGUGAGCGAGACGGGGUCGGUGUAAGAGUCAACCGCGGGCAGGUGAAGGAACCGGGUGGUGCGCAAGGGGAGGAUCACGCACCGCGACCGGCCACGGACGAGCAGUGGGGAUCAACGCGCGAUCCACGCACGCGACGACCAAAGGCACGCGAGGAAUACGCUUGCGAAGAGGUCGCAUCCACGCGCAACGCGUACAGGCACGCGGGCGGGUGCGGCAAUGCGCGAAGGACAGCUGGCGGGUGCAUGGGGCGCGACGCGCGAGGACUGGCGAGCAUGAGUCCCCGAAGGACUAGGAGUACCACGCCGCCUAGGGAUGAACAACGCGACUUGGGGCGCAAGGCAGAAAACGCGUGGGACGCGUGGGGCGCGAUAGAGCCCAUAACCUCGAAGGACAAGGACUAG